Molecule: messenger RNA, 181 nt
Organism: Funneliformis mosseae
Lineage: Eukaryota; Fungi; Glomeromycota; Glomeromycetes; Glomerales; Glomeraceae
Source: the annotation of a GenBank genome assembly
AUGGCUGUUGCUAACAAAUCUAACACUCAAACUCUCGCUAAAUACCUUUCUCUCGAUCAAGGUGGUAAAAUCCAAGCCGAAUACAUCUGGAUUGACGGCGAUGGUGGACUUCGUGGGAAAACCACUACUCUUGAUUUUAAACCAACUGAUGUUUCCGAAUUAAAAGAAUGGAAUUUUGAUG